Messenger RNA from Pseudomyrmex gracilis, 2232 nucleotides. RefSeq names its product tachykinins (gene Tk). The coding region runs from base 120 to 1244 and encodes 374 amino acids. The record is from RefSeq and is a predicted model, not a curated record. NCBI's taxonomy places the organism in Eukaryota, Metazoa, Arthropoda, Insecta, Hymenoptera, Formicidae. The transcript has 7 exons.
UUCGUCACCCCGAGCAGAACUCACUCUAAAAAGACCAAGAAGAGUGCCGGAUCCUUGCUGACUUGCUGUUAUACACCUUUCGUGGUUUUGCACAUCUUCAGGCUCUCACUCUUGAAAGAAUGCUUAUCUGUUCUCUGCUUUUACUAGCAAUCUCGAUUACUUCGUCGUUUGCGGAAGAAUCAUCUGCCAAUGAUGCAGCGUCCGCGAAACGAGCGCCCAUGGGGUUUCAGGGAAUGCGGGGAAAAAAGGAUCUAUCUGCGUCUUCGGAACGUGAUGAGCUUUCUAAAACAGACUUAUUGGAUGUUCAGCCCACGCAAGAUAAAGAUGAUUUAAACAAUCUCGAAGACAAUCUUUUCUUACACGACGAAUUCGAAAAACGAGUACCGAUGGGGUUUCAAGGUAUGAGAGGAAAAAAGGAUUAUUUUAUGCCCGAUUUCGAAGAUUCUUACGUUCGUGAAGAUUAUGAGAAGAGAGCACCGAUGGGAUUUCAAGGGAUGAGGGGAAAGAAAUCACUGGAAGAGAUACUGAGAGAAAUUGAAAAGAAGGCUGCGAUAAGCUUUCACGACACGAGGGAGAAAAAGCCGUACGCUUACAGCUAUCCGCAAGGUUACGAAAAAAGACUUUUUGAAAUGAAUUUCCAAGGUGCGCGCAGCAGCAAAGAAGAACUUCCGGCGGAUUGGGAGAAGAGAGCUCCCAUGGGAUUUCAAGGAAUGAGGGGCAAGAAAGCGCUGCUCGAAGAACUCGAAAAACGUGCUGUCAUGGGUUUUCAGGGCAUGAGAGGCAAAAAAGACACUUUUGAAAAUUAUGUGGAUUAUUACAUGGAACCUUCGAGCUUGGAUAAAAGAGCAUUGAUGAGUUUUCAAGGUAUGAGAGGAAAAAAAGACUAUGACAAAAGAGCGCCAAUGGGUUUCCAAGGAAUGAGAGGCAAGAGGAAUGGUGGACCGAGAUUUGCGACCGGCAUGGACUUCGAGCCGCGAUUAUCGAACGAAUUUCAAGGAAUGGGCGAAAGCAGAAGAAAUGCUCUAGCCCCGUGCCAGGUCGAAAAGCGAUCACCCAUGCGAUAUUUCGAGAUACGCGGUAAGAAAAUUCCACGAUGGGAGUUACGGGGGAUGUUUGUGGGGGUGAGAGGCAAAAAAUGGGCGACAGCCCCGUACAAGGACGACAGCCCGUACGUAAACGUGUUCGAUAACAUCGAAAGGAUCGCCGCGGAUGGAGAUUCGCCGGCAACAUUAGAUUCACAAUAAUGCUACAGUCAAUAGAAAGCUGUCUCCUCAAAAUAAGUAAACCGAUGUAGCUGAAUCUAAAACUGAAGAGAGAUAAACGCGCGUUUAUCAGUUACGAUAACAGAUGUAAAACUAAACUAUUGUCUGUUAAUUUAUCAGUUAAAUUCUAUUAAUUAAUGAUUUGUUAUUUUACAUAUCACGUAGACUAAUAUAGGCCGUAUCGUAUUGUAUUUUGCAAUAUAAUUAGCGAGAUUCAAGCCGGAAAAAUGUAUCUUUUGCCACACUUUACGAUGAUUGUUACAUGCCAGCGAAGUCUUUCAAAAUGCCUAUAUCAGUAUUAUUGUUAUUUCGUACAGAGUGACUUAUAAAAAAUAAACAAUAAAUAAUAAUGACGUAUAUUUUUAAAAGAAUUUGAGAAAAAGACUAUUUCUUAACAAAAAUUAUACAUUAAACUCUAUUCUGUUCAAGAAGUCUUUUAACAAUACUUAUAUUGGCAAAAUUAAAUGACGGACUAAUUUUUGCGCUAAAAGUACUAAACUUAUUGACUCUCAAUUAGUAAUCUGCAAAACGCAAGACUUUAUCUAUUUAAAUGUUAAAUUAGUUUUAUCUGAAAUAUUUAAAUCAUUAUCUAUAAAUAGUAAACAACUCUGUAUUAUAUAACAUAUCAUGUAAUUUCAAAGUUAAGAAAAAGUCGACUCAAGAUUUGCAAAAAAAAUGUAUUUGUGUUAUUAAGUUUUAAUAAAACACUCUGUAAAUUUAUGAGACAGAAUUUAUAUAUUCUAUUUUUGAUUUAGAAAUACACGUAUAUAACGGCGCGGUAUAAUAAAGUAAUUUCACGUCCUCAAAUUCGAGAAAUAAAAAAUAUCAAGAAAAGCAGGUAUAAGCUAAGAUUGAAUAAUGUUAUAAAUAUAUCUUUAGCAUAUUAUAUAUUAUAUACGUUUCUUCGCGUGAGACAUAUAGAUAAGAAUUAUAUUUUUCUCUGAAUGUAUAUGUUAAUCAAGAAUUUUAU